Messenger RNA from Soboliphyme baturini, 1902 nucleotides. The record is from the annotation of a GenBank genome assembly. NCBI's taxonomy places the organism in Eukaryota, Metazoa, Nematoda, Enoplea, Dioctophymatida, Soboliphymatidae.
AUGGAGGCGUUGAACCGAAUAACGUGUACCUAUCGACAGCGACGCCUGACGUUGUCUGGCCUUCUGUCCUGCCGUUACAGUAUUGGUCGUUUUACCCCUCUGAGAAAAGACCAAGGACACUUCGCGAACUCUUCUCUUGAACGAAUCUGUCAGCGCGUUUGCGCAUCAGGCUAUAUGUCCUCGGAAAAGAAAGAUUCGCGCAUACCGGACCUGUUUGUGAAGCGUGCUGCAAUGAAGCGACUAAUAAACGUCCGUCGAGACGUUCCGUUCAUACCCGAUGGCCAUUUUGCAGGCAAUGAAAUGAUUUCGCACGCCGCCACAGAUAUGAACGUUUCCUGUUCGACUCAUGACGACGCGGUGUCGAAAGAGACGACUUCCGGAUCGGUGGUCGUGGUUCGAAAGAUCUCUGAGCCAUCGUCCAGUCCGAAGGCGAUCGCCCCGGCAGUACCUAAGCUGAGUCGCGUCGGUGCAAACGGAAACGGAGGCGGUGGUGCAGCCGCAACUGGCGGCGGAGGUGCGGGCGACCGUCGCAGCAACAGCGUGGUACCUCCCGCCGUGGUAGACAACGCCACCGCUGCCGCGUCCGGCCCAAAGCGCAGACGGAAGGCUUCGUCAUCGCAGCUAAAGAAUACGCCCCCGUCUUGCUCGGUGUUCGCUUUUGUGCUAAUUAUUCAGUUCAGUGAACAACGGGGCCGUGUUACAAAGAAACGACCAUAUUUGAAGCAGAGAAAGUUCGCCUCAUAUUUGCGCAAACCACACAAGAUGGACACACCUCAGAGCAUUCCUAUUCACGACAUUUGCGGAAUCACAAGAACGGUUGUGGUUGAUCUACUUGAUUGGGCGUCAUGUGUAUCUUCGUUGUUUAAAUGUGAGCCUGCUGCUCGAGAUCAGAGUGAAGUUGUAGGCGGGUCAGUUAUCCGAGAUGGUUGCCUCUACGGGUCGCAUUCUGAGAUGAAUGAGCGGUAUCCGCAUUUCGAUGAUGCGAUUACGGACAAGUGCCGAGAAGCAGUGCGUCGCCUCUCGGUUUAUCCCGCCAAAGAUGCAAUGUCGCGGACGUAUUCGGCCAGCUUCGUUUUCGCGUCACUCUCGACCAUCGAGGCGUUCGUCACUCACGGCUCUGCCCACAACCAUCCGCUGAACGUUCUGCUACCGGAGGGUCGCGUGUCCCCAGCCGCUGCUCGUUGGACUUUCAUCGCUUGCGCUUUGCAACUUCGUUAUGCACUCAUCGCGUCAUUCGCCGCGAAGUGGCAGAUCUAUCUUGAAAAGCGUAAGCGUACUGUAAACCCUGGUUUGCCACGGCCGCACUGUUUGACCGUUUCGCGGUUUUUCACAAGGUUCGCAGCCAACUCUCGUUUCAGCUCAAGAAUAUGCCUUCCCCCGUGCUUCGUAGUUACCGUGUUUAUUAUUCGUGGUUUGCUCUCCGCAACGAGUUUGCCGACGUUUGAUUAUAGAGAGCGGUAUUACGUCGUACUGGGGAAUAACUUUUCCGGCUUACAGUUGCUCUCGCCCGGCUACAAACGGCGUUCCGAAGAACUGAAACGUCUUUUCAAGGGCGUUUCUGAAGACGAGAAGCUUGUCAUCGACUAUUCGUGCGCUUACCAAAAGGAAAUCCUUCUUCAUGGCCGAAUGUACGUGUCGCAGAACUGGCUGUGUUUCUAUUCGAACAUUUUUCGCUGGGAAACAACGUUGGCCAUUCCGUUCAAAGACAUCGUGGCAAUCAAGAAGGAGAAAACGGCGAAGAUCAUCCCGAACGCGAUCCUGGUUUCGACCAGUGCCAACGAGAAAUUGUUCUUCACAUCAUUCUCGGCCCGCGACAAAGCAUAUAUGAUGAUCUUCAAGCUGUGGCAAUACGCGCUUCUUGAUCAGGUACUUAAGAGGGACGUUAAAUCCAACGCCGUAUAG